AUGGUGUCCAAGCCCAUUCUACCGAAGGUGGUCUGGGGAUAUGACUUUCUGCCCCAAAUGGCAUGUCAUAUGUGGUCCUUCGUGAUUGCUUGCUUCAUCCUGUUGCACAGCGGCGGGGAGGAAUGGAUGGCCUUUAUCUCCUUUGCAUCAGCAAUGUUGAUCGUCGCCAACUUGGCGACCAUGGGAUUCUCCCUGGACCUGUCUGCUCCGGCAGUCGCUUUGCUCUGGGAGUUCAACUACCUGCUGGAGCGCUUUCAGCGUGACGCCAAGUCAACAGAACCACUCGAUUAG
This is a messenger RNA of Symbiodinium sp. CCMP2592, 291 nucleotides long. Lineage: Eukaryota; Dinophyceae; Suessiales; Symbiodiniaceae. The record is from the annotation of a GenBank genome assembly.